Molecule: messenger RNA, 1991 nt
Organism: Solenopsis invicta (red fire ant)
Lineage: Eukaryota; Metazoa; Arthropoda; Insecta; Hymenoptera; Formicidae
Gene: bigmax
Product: max-like protein X
Exons: 5
Coding region: 500-1243 (247 amino acids)
Biological process (GO): regulation of transcription by RNA polymerase II
Cellular component (GO): nucleus
Molecular function (GO): protein dimerization activity; DNA-binding transcription factor activity, RNA polymerase II-specific; RNA polymerase II cis-regulatory region sequence-specific DNA binding
Source: RefSeq, a predicted model, not a curated record
AGCUCAUGACUAUACAUAACGUAAAUUAUAACUUUUUAAUUAUUGAGGUACGGUUUUGAAACGCAGCCCUGAUGGAUGUUAGUACGGACAACAACCCACAUCCAUUUUACGAAACACUAUUUUUAACGGCCGGUCGCAAAAUGGAUGUAAUUUUUAGUUCAUAUUCCGGCCAAAAUGAAUGAGGUCGUCAGUGCGCCGGGAGUUUUGAGCGCUAUACUUGCAUCAUGGCUGAUCAUGGCCGCUCUCAGGUUCCUCUCUGGCAGAAGUAUCGUUGCGAGACCAAGAUCGUUCGCGGUGUCGUGAUCGAGUGAAGUCCGAGAGUCCGUGCAAUUCGAUGUGCCUUCGCUCUUCCGCAUUUAUCUUCUCACGCAUCUAGAUCCGACAUAUUCCGUAGCCGGAUUCACCUAUAAACAUCCUCGGAUCAUAACAGUUUCUCAUGUGCAUGUUUUGAUUACCUGCCCCUUCAACGAGAGACAAUUCGGCGACGCCGAGGCCGACCAUGGCGGAUUCGUUGCACAAGGACGGAUACGAAAACCCUAGCUUGCCGAUGCGUGCUAACAGCGGUAAUAUAGGAUCGGACAGCGACAUGAAGCUGGAACCGUCCAGUCCUACAGAGAAGUAUACCUUCUCCCGUUGUAGCAGCACGGGAUCAGUUAACACGCCGUCUUCUUCUGCUCAUAACACAGAGGACGAAGAUAGCGACAACAAAAAUUGUACCAUAAGCUACAAGGAACGCAGGAGAGAAGCCCACACACAGGCCGAGCAGAAGAGGAGGGACGCUAUCAAAAAGGGUUACGACUCUCUUCAAGAUUUGGUACCGAGCUGUCAGUAUUCAGACUCCUCGGGCUACAAGAUUUCCAAGGCUACGGUGCUUCAAAAAUCCAUUGAUUACAUACAGUAUCUGUUGAAGGAGAAGAAGAAGGAAGAAAUUGAUCGUAAUGCACUGAGAAAGGAAGUCGUCGCGUUGCGCAUUAUGCAAGCAAACUACGAGCAGAUUGUCAAAGCGCAUCAGACGCAGCCAGGACACGCAGAAAUGCGUAUCUCAGACGAGAUGAAAUUCCAAGUGUUCCAGGCAAUUAUGAAUCGUCUUUUCGAAACGUUUAAUAUUUCCGUAGCUAACUUUACGGAAUUAUCUGGUUGCGUGUUCAGUUGGCUGGAGGAUCAAUGUAAACCUCAGACUCUACGCCAAAUAGUAACCUCGGUACUACAAGAGCUCACAAUCGGCAACAAUCAAAUUAGCUAGUCAAGUGCAUCUCCAAGAAAAAUAUCUAUCGCACAAUGUCCUCAGAAGAAUUCCUUAUAUGUGUAAAGUGUAAAGAAAACACAUAACGUACUAUAUAUUAUUUAGAUAUGAAACAAAGUUUAUGAAACAAAGAGCGUGUAUCUCUUUGUUUUUCUUUUUUGAUGACGAUACAACAGAUUCUCGAUCUGAAACAAGCGAAAUUGAAACAAGUACAGAUUAUGAGAAACAAUAGUGAUUUUCUUAUUGCAUUUUCAUUAGUGCAAUAUUUAAUGGUUUAAUUAAUACAUACAAUCUUGAGAAAGAAAUUAUUAUUAUUCUAAUUAUAAAUAUUAGUGUAAUUUAUGUUCUGUUUAAGAGAGUUUUUGCAUGAAUUAUCUACAAUAUGGAUAUCCUCCAUUUUGUGAAUAAUUAGCAUUUUGUUAUGAUUUAUGAAGAUAAUCUGGAAUAAUAUCUUCUUUGAGUUGUUAAAAAAAAUUAAUAAAUAAGUUACCAGAAGAGAUGUGCAUUGUAGAUAUAAUGCACGUGGGAAAUAUGGAUAAAAGUUUAUUUUAUAUACAUCUGAUAGAUAGGAUGUAGGAUUAUUAUCGACAAUUGAUGUGAAAUAUUUUUAUCAGAUCUUUUAUUGCAUACACUUUGCGAUAAACGAAUGGCAUAUAGUGUAUAUAUGUAUAUGUAUGUACAUCUGAUUAUGUAUAUAACAGAUUUAUAACAUAUAUUUACAAAGAAUGAAUGUAUACACGAUCAAAUU